Wasmannia auropunctata (little fire ant) is the source of this 11429-nucleotide messenger RNA. It is a transcript of the gene Cubn, whose product is annotated as cubilin-like. The transcript has 53 exons. Gene Ontology annotation, molecular function: calcium ion binding. NCBI's taxonomy places the organism in Eukaryota, Metazoa, Arthropoda, Insecta, Hymenoptera, Formicidae. The record is from RefSeq and is a predicted model, not a curated record.
UGUCUUUUCGGUAAAAGUUCCGCGAGAAUCCGACAAGGUAUAACAGAAUAAUAUUUGGUUUACUGAGUUUCAAGCCGCUGUUGGUAUGGCUUCUGCAUCGAUGUGGUUCCUGUUGUUAUAUCUCAAUUUAUGCGCGGCAUGGAUGGAUAAGAGACCAGUUUUGGAGUCUCGAGAUGGACACCUCGUAAUCUCCAGCGCGAAGGACAGAAAUAUCACACUGAAGAUAAUGGGGAGCGGUUACGUGAACGUCAAUGAGAUCAAUCUGCUUCACGUAGCCUCGGCGGCGCAAAAUGCGACGCGGGUCAUCGACAGGUGGCGGAUGGGAUAUUUGGCCGAUAUGGAGAAUUCCCUUCAGCAACUAACGACUAUAGUGACAGGCACUACAGGCUUACAGAGAAGAGUCGCUCUGCUCGAGAGAAGUAUCGACAUGAACAAUGCGAGUCGCACAGGAAACAGAUCACGUAUACCGAAUUAUAUUCCAAUGCCGAGUAUAACCAAAAGCAACAUUCGUCGUAUCAACGUCCGACUCAAGGCAUUAGAGGACUCACUGAGAGCUAUGCAAACACUGCUCCGAGAGAACGAGUGUCAGAGUAACCCGUGUCAAAAUGGUGGCACUUGUGAAGAUCUCUAUGAUGCCUAUCAAUGUCAUUGUCCGUCAAAUUGGGAGGGCCCGAAUUGUAUGACGGACGUCAAUGAGUGCGCGAGAUUUCUUGGCACGGAUCUCGGAUGUCAAAACGGAGCGACCUGUCGUAAUUUGCCUGGAUCUUAUCGAUGCGACUGCUUGCCGGGAUGGUUUGGCCUUCAUUGUACGCAGAAAACAUCGAUUUGCAAUACAGAGAAUUCUGAAGCGCUUUGCGGCGAGCAUGGUGUAUGCGUUGCCAAAAGCAGCACUUCACUUGGAUAUACGUGCAUCUGUGAUCAAGGAUGGGAAAGCGACGGCACAAGCCCAGCUUGCACCAAGGAUGUAGACGAAUGUGCAGCGGCCCAUCCACCUUGCUCCGUAAAUCCACCGGUACCGUGUCGCAAUACACGCGGCUCAUUCACUUGCGGUGCUUGUCCGCACGGCUACAGCGGAAACGGCUAUUAUUGCACCGACAUUGAUGAGUGUCUUAUUAACAAUGGCGGCUGCAGUACCACUCCUUACGUACAAUGCAUUAACACAAUGGGUUCCAGAACAUGUGGGGCUUGUCCUCUAGGAUACCGCGGCGACGGAGUGAGUUGCAUUUUUGUCGGUGGUUGCGCCAUCAACAACGGCGGAUGCCAUCCAUUAGCUACCUGUACCGAGAAUCCAUCGCUUACAAGUUCUUAUGUGCUGUGCCGUUGCCCACCGGAUUACGUCGGUAAUGGAAUGGGACCAAACGGCUGCCAAUUAACUGAUGUAUCACUUAAUACAGCGUGUUCUCGCAACCCCUGCGUUCAUGGCACAUGCGUGCCAAACGGUGCAAAUGGCUUCACUUGCACAUGCAACUCGGGAUACUCAGGAACCACAUGUAAUAUACCGAUCGAUCCGUGCUCGCCGAAUCCUUGUCGAAAUAGCGGAAUUUGCACUGUUUUAAACGGGCAGGCAACGUGUCAAUGUACAACUAGCUUCACAGGAGCCAGGUGCGAAAUGCCACGACAAACGUGCGGCGGUGUGUUACGGAAUCCCAUGGGAACACUUCAGUAUCCCAUGGGCGGUAGCACUUACCAGCAUGGAUUGAGUUGCGCCUGGGUGUUAAUCACGGAACCCUCCAAGGUUCUGAAUGUCACCUUUACGGCUUUUAAUCUCGAGCAAUCCACAGAUUGCAAGUUUGACUUUCUACAGAUUCACGAUGGCAGAAAUGCUGGUAGUCAAAUGAUCGAUAGAUUUUGCGGUUCCACGUUGCCUAACGAAAACGGGACAAUCAUCUCGUCUCAUAACACUCUCUACUUGUGGUUCCAUUCGGACAACAGUAUAGCUCACGAUGGAUUUACUUUCCAUUGGAACAGCGUCCAUCCUGUUUGUGGAGAUGUUUUAGAAAAUAAUUACGGUACCAUUACGUCUCCAGGUUCACCUGGGAGAUAUCCUCCAAACAGAGAUUGCUUCUGGAAAAUCAUUGUCGAUCCGUCGAAAAGGAUUCAAUUCCAUUUUGGUCAGCUGAUGCUCGAGCAAAAUUGCCUGAACGACUAUUUGGAAAUUAAUGGUACAGAAGACGAACGUUUGGGACUUUUUUGUAAUCACACUCGUCCACCGCCUCUGAUUACGCCUGGUUCUGAAGCGACUGUUCAUUUUCAUUCUGACAGUUCUAAUCAAGAUGCUGGUUUCCAAAUUCAUUAUUCAAUGAUUGAAGGUAUACCUGGUUGUGGUGGAACUUAUACCAGUGCCACUGGAAUAAUCACUUCACCAGGCCACACGUUUUCGUAUCAGCCGAAUAUGGAAUGUGAAUGGAAGAUACAAUUGCCAGCAGGCGAACGAAUUCGAGCGUCAUGGUUGAAAUUUGAUCUCGAAACUUCCACUAAUUGUCAGUUUGACUUUGUCGAGAUUUACGAUGGAUCUACCACAGAGUCUCCGUUACUUGGUAGAUACUGCAGUUCGGACCUGCCGCCAGUGAUCAAGUCAAAUUCGAACAUAUUAACUGUAUUUUUCAAAUCCGAUUUCUCUUACGAAGGGGAAGGUUUCACAUUGUCGUACGAAACUUUAUGCGGCGGCGAAUUCCACGAGGAUACUGGAAUCAUCAAGUCGCCCUUCUAUCCGAGCGCUUAUCAUCACUCGCGAACGUGUAUUUACGAGAUCAUACAGCCGCCCGGCAAAGGGAUCGUACUAACUAUAGAAGACAUGGACAUCGAAGGCAGAGAUCAGAAUUGCUAUUACGAUUACGUUGAGAUUUUCGACGGUGAUAAUGAAAAUGCGACGAAACUCGCCACUCUGUGCGGCGAAGUGGAAAGCAUGCCAGAUACUCCUUACUACUCCACGCAUAAUUUCAUGUACAUAAAGUUUACCACCGAUAGCAGCAUCGACGGUCGAGGUUUCAAAGCAAAUUACACAACCAUCAAUCGUAGAUGUGGUGGAUUACUGAAGAUGCCAAACGGUAUGAUUCAGCCUCCUCUAGAAAACGGAGUUUAUGUCGAUAAUGAGGAAUGUAUCUGGACUAUUCAAGCACCGCCAGGAUACGUAAUACAACUUAGCUGGAUAUCAUUUCAUUUAGAAAACUAUGGCCAUUGUAAUAAUGAUUACGUCAACCUUUACGAGAACUUUACCUCGCCUAACGAAAACAUAAUAGCCACAUAUUGUGGUAAUACUAAACCGCCCGAAUUAACGACGCAGGAUCGUACACUUACCAUACUCUUUCACACUGAUGUAAGUGUUACAUACGAAGGAUUCGUUGCUACAUACAUUUUCAUGGAUAUGACGAAGGUCUGCGGCGGUCAUUAUUCAAAGCCAAACGGCGUUAUUAGAUCGCCCAAUUAUCCUAAUCAUUAUCCGAGCAACAAGGAGUGCGUUUGGAUUAUCGAAGCGCAAAACAGACAUAGAAUUAUUCUCACGGUCGAGCAUUUUGAAUUGGAAAGACAAAUGACUUGCACAUUCGAUUACUUAGAAAUUAGAAACGGUGGCUACGACUCAUCGCCUUUAAUCGGCACAUUUUGUGGCACAGACAUACCUACUGAAAUACCAAGUCAAGCGAAUCAAAUGUAUAUUAAAUUCGUUUCGGAUUUCUCGAGAUCAAUGCAAGGUUUCGAAAUACGGUGGGACAGCACGACGCAAGGAUGUGGUAGCACAAUGACCGCAGUAACUGGGGAUAUUACAUCUCCAAAUUAUCCUGAGCCUUAUUCAAUGAACGCGGAUUGCUAUUGGAAGAUCGCUGUGGCAGCGGGUAGUUUAGUGCAGGUUACAAUAGUGGAUCUUGAUCUUGAGCAACACGAAAAAUGCCGGUAUGACUUUAUCGAAAUAUAUGAAGGCAUCAAUCAUCGCUCAAAUGGAAGACGUUAUUGCGGUAGCACGUAUCCGAAGAUUAUUCAAUCCAAAUCCAAUCAAAUGACCGUCCGGUUUCGUAGUGAUUUCAGUAAUUCUGGCCGCGGUUUUCAUCUGAACUACGAAACGCAAUGCCAAAACAAAUUACGUGGCUACUACGGUGUGAUAGAGUCCCCGAAUUUCCCCAAUAGAUACGAGCACUCAGCUAACUGCAGUUGGACUAUCGAAGCCCCAAUUGGUAACACGAUUAAUUUGACUUUCUCGCACUUUGAUCUCGAAGGAAGAACAGAGCAGUUUCCGCCGUGCGAAUACGACUAUCUGCAAAUCAUGGAAGGGGAGAAUGAUACUCCCAACAACGAUUUGGGAAAAUUCUGUGGAACUAUCGAUCUCCCAAUGAAAAUUAAUUCAACGCAACAUCAAGUGUUUAUAACGUUUGUUACGGACUCCUUUAUUGCCUUCAACGGUUUCCGGCUCGAAUGGACGGUAUAUGGUUGCGGCGGGCAUUUGACGAAACCGUAUGAUAAUUUCACGUCGCCUGGAUAUCCUUCAGUUUAUCCGACAUAUAUUGACUGCGAAUGGCUGAUCGAAGUGGAUUACAUGCACAGCGUCGAGAUCACAUUUUAUGAAGUUAACACUGACAAGCGUUUAAAUCAUCUGUGUGGCGAAAAUUUCUACGAUAAACUCCAAAUUUAUGAGGGCGAAGACGCAGAUGCGCCGAAAUUGGCCGAGAUUUGUCAGUCGAAGAAGCCAGUGACGUACACUAGUCCAGGAAACAAAAUAUUUGUCAAGUUUCACUCGGAUCCAAUGUACGCCGGUCGAGGAUUCAAUGCCAGCUAUAAGAGAGUCCCCAUCGGAUGCGGUGGUAAAUUUACAACAAUCUCGGGCGUCAUUCACUCGGCUAAUUAUCCACAGAAUUAUCCGCACACUCAGAAUUGCGAAUGGCUGCUAGAGGUCGACAGCAAUCACCUCGUGAAUCUCACGUUCCUGGACUUUGAUGUUGAGAACAGUAGAAAUUGCAGUGACGAUUACGUCAAGAUCUUUGACGGCCCGACGAAAGAUGACCCGUUACUGGGAGCACAUUGCAGUAAUCAGCUACCGCCGACUUACAUUUCGAGUAGUAAUCAAAUGUUAGUAGUUAUGCGGAGCGAUAGUAUUAUUUCAGCCAAAGGUUUCAAAGCUCAAUACAAGAGAGCCUGCGGUGCUCGUAUAAUUGUGAAGGAUCACGGUUUCGUUACACCCCCGACGGGCGCUUCCCCUGAUAUAGUUGACGAGACUAAUUGUACAUGGACAUUGAUAGCUGAAAAUCCAGACGACCACGUAACAGUUACUUUCACGCAUUUUGAGAUCAGUCCGUCUAACACCCGAUUCGUGAGACUGCCAAAUUCUUGUCUUUGGCUCUCCCUCCAGGUAUUCGAGGGUGAGGGCAUAGAUGGACCGCUUUUAGGGAAAUGGUGCAACAACGUUGCGCCACCACCGAUUACAAGUACCGGAAGCUCGAUCACGUUACAUCUACACGUGGUCCACGAGUUCUAUGGUCACUUUGUCGCUAUGUAUUCCGUCCUGAAUACAGCUUGCGGCGGAAACUACACAUCCGAACAAGGAAUAAUCACCUCGCCUAGUUAUCCAAACAGCUAUCCCUUGAACGCAGAAUGCGUUUGGAUUCUGAAUACCUCCCCCGGUAACAAGAUUACUCUUGGGUUCUCCGAGUUCGAUGUCGAGUCGAGCGAAAACUGCGAUAUGGACUAUCUCGAGAUACGGGAGGAUAGCGGAAUUGGAAAGCUUAUUAGCGUUUCUUGCGGCACAGAUGUCGCGGAAAUUACAUCCUCCAGCAAACUGUGGAUCAAGUUUAAGAGCGAUGGUUCAGGCACUGCUAGGGGUUUCAAGGCUGAAUAUAAUCUCAUCGGAGGGAACGAACUGGAAGGACCUAUGGGACGCAUUACCUCGCCGUUGUAUCCAAUACCGUAUAAGCGAACUGCUACGUUCUCAUGGCGCAUCACUGUUGAAAUGAAUUCGAUUAUACGUGUCAAAUUUACAGAUUUGCAAACAGAAACAUAUGGCUACUCUGUGCCAGAUAGCAUCUCCAAUUUUAUUAAACUAUAUGAUGGAUAUGAUAAUGAAGCACCACUUCUACAAAAAGUAAACGGUGUUACUUUGCCAGAUCCGAUAUAUUCAUCCAGCAAUGUGAUGUACAUUAUAAUGAAAACACACCUUCUCAGUCAGGGAAAUUAUUUUGAUCUCACAUGGCUUCAAAUGCCAAGAAAUGUUUCCGAAGGGGGUAACAAGUAGAUUAAAUUGUCGGAGUGCAACAAGGAAAUAGCUUUGAUGAGCGACCGCAACAUGACGUACACCUUCAGUUCUCCUGGUUGGCCGACCGGCUAUGGUCCCAAUUUACAUUGCAAUUGGGUUUUCACAUCGCCACCUGGAACACAUUUGGUAUUGAACAUAAUGAUCAUGGAUUUGGAAGAAACUAGUAAUUGCGUAGCGGAUUCGGUUACCGUCUAUUCAGGAAACGCAUUGACAUCGACAACCGAUGCUCGUCUGGAAAGUAAAUUAUGCCUGGCGAACUCCAGUAUGUCCAGAAUCAGCGGAACCAAUGUGAUGACAGUGAAAUUCGAUUCGGACGCGUUCGACAAUAAAACCGGCUUCAACGCAUAUGUAUAUCGAGAUUGCGGAGGUCAAUUAACUGGCCCGAACGGCAUAAUUGAAUAUGACAAUUCUUCUUCCAUGAGAGCGAUUCCUUCGUGGCAUUUUUCAUGCGAGUGGACCGUGACAGUGAGACCCGGCAGAACUAUCAAAGUUCACAUUACCGAAAUGUCAAUACAGGAAAUGCCCGAUCAUACAUGCAUUAAUAAUUAUUUGAUGUUAAAAAAUGGAGACGGAAUGCUCUCGCCUUUGUUAGGCAACGGAAAGUAUUGUGGUGAAGUGACACCAGCGGAACUAGAAACCACCGGAAAUCGUGUUUACAUUAAAGCUGUUGGCAGUGGCCUUCAGUUUCGUUUUAAGCUCGAUUAUAGAGAAGUAAGCAUGAGCUGUGGCGGCGAGUUCAUCUUAACAAGCACGCAGAAGAAAUGGGAGAUCACAUCGCCCAAUUAUCCAAACAUCCCUCCAACUUAUGCCGAAUGUGUUUGGAAAGCUACUGCUCCAGCUGGUGAAUGGCUCACAAUCCAUUUCUUGGAGAGAUUCGAUUUGACCUCGUCCGAAAAUUGCGACAGAGAAUAUGUCGAGGUAAGAGAUGGUGGAACCGAUGGCUCGCUACUGAUGGGAAAAUUCUGUAAAGAUGUAGCACCCAGUAGUAUGACUACUAAAGGUAACAUGAUGUACGUCCACUUUUACACGGAUACGCCAGAACCUAAGAAUGGUUUCAAAGCUGUAAUUACUGCAGGAGAGGUCUGUGGCGGAAUUUUGCGCGCUACUACAGGCGUCAUUGAAUCUCCGUAUUAUCCGCAUCCGUAUCCCGCAAAUCAGAACUGCUCAUGGAUGAUAAUAGCACCGACGGAUCAUAACUUGAAAUUAGAAUUCCGCGAUAUACAACUUCCUGGCUUCCGUCGAUGCCAUUCGACUGAUCAUGUUGUUAUUGGUGAAAAACUUAAAGAAAACGACACUAUUUCAAUAAUCGAUACUUAUUGCGGUCUUCAAAAACCGGAUGUAAUCGAAACAUCGUCAAAUGAAGCGUAUGUGCACUUCCAAAGUGACAACAGAGAAUUCGUUAAUUACAAAGGUUUCAGUCUAAACUUCACUGCUAGCCAAGAAACAUGCGGUGGUUCAUUUACCGCACUGAGUGGAAUAAUUAAAUCACCCGGAUAUCCUAAUCCGCGCACAAGAUCAAGAUAUUGCGAGUGGCGGAUUGAGUUACCGAUUGGUUAUCAAGUUGUAGUGAAUAUUUUAGAUGUAGAUAUUAGUGAUUCUGGAAUUGCACGCACACAGUAUACACUUUCGUUUUAUAACGAUUUACGGUUCAAAUCGAAGAUCAAAAGCUUAGGCCAAGGCGCUAGUGUACAAGAAAUAAGGAGCUCCAGUAAUACUAUGCUUAUUGCCUAUUGGGCCUCCCUCGGACAUCGAGGUUUCAAACUUCAGUAUACGUCUGAAGCUCCGGCUCCUUGUGGUGGCAGUCUGAGAGAAAUUGAAGGCAAUUUAACAGCUCCUACAAGCCCACCUUUCAAUCAAUCUUCGUACGUUUGCCACUGGAAAUUGGAACCACCCGAAAAUAUGAUCGCUUCCGGGGAUAAUCGCUUUACAAUGACAAUAAAAGUCACUGCUGUUUUUCUUGGCGGAUUGGUUAGAAGUAGUUGCAUCUAUCCUCAGUAUAUUGAACUUCAGGGUAUUGGAAAAUUGUGUGAAAAUAUGACAGAACCGAGAUAUUUAAGAAGUCCGAAAUUAAUCAACGAAUUAACGCUAAUGAAUGGUACUUAUUAUGGAUUAAAACCCAUAAUGGAUGUCAAUUUACAAUAUCAAUGGCAACCUUGUGGUGGUAUUUUGCGAGAAAGUUAUACUAUCGAAUCACCAACGAACAUUUCCUAUCCUAUAAAUUGCGCUUGGCAUGUAGAUUAUCCUGAAGGAGAAACGAUCAAUCUCUCUUUCACUAAACUUCAACUUGAAAAUAACUGCGAUCAGAAUUACAUCAUUGUCAAGAAUGGCGGACCGACAUCACCGCAGGUUCUAAAGCUCUGUGUUCAUGCCACAAGUCAACUUGAAAAAUAUAGCGUUAACAGUAUUUCGAAUCAGCUGUGGAUAGAAUAUUUCGCUUCGAGCGGUUCAGGCAGCUUCGAGAUCGAGGUGAAGGUUGCCACCACAGGCUGCGGUGGAUCCUUACACGGAAGCAGCCGCGAAAUCGCAUCUCCGGGAUUCCCCGCACAAUAUCCGAACAAUGGCGAGUGUACGUGGGAGAUAAUAGGCGACAAUGGCUAUCACAUAGGUUUAACCUUCGUCGACCGGUUCAGCCUGGAAAGUAGUUCCAAUUGCGAGAAAGAUUAUGUGCAGAUAUUUGAUUGGCUCAGAGAAGAAGGAAAUUAUGAUAAUGGCGAAUGGAAAAGUCUCGGAAAAGUUUGCGGCAGGGAUACACAAAAGCCUUUUAACUCGACGUCAAAUCGCAUGAAGGUGAUUUUCCAUUCGAACGAGGCAGUACAGUCGGAUGGUUUUCGUGCCGUCUGGAACGAGAAUUGCGGUGGUGUUUUUCAGGCGACCGAGAAAAUUAACAUCAUCCAAUCGCCGUCGUAUCCAUCUUUCUAUCCACCCAGUGUUGUCUGUAAUUACACCAUCGUCGCGCCAAAGGAUGACAUCAUCGUCGAGUUCACCGAUUUUCAGCUUGAGCGAGACCGCAGACGACAUUGUAGCUUUGACAACGUCACUGUCAUAUCGGAAAAUAUAUACAUGACGGAGGAUGUGGAAACUUAUUGUGGCAUCAACAAACCACCACUUUUGAGAUCCACUUCACGGAUAGUGAUUGUCUUUAUGACGGACAAAUAUGUGCAGCGAAACGGUUUCCAGUUUAAAUAUUUCCUCAAUAAAUGCGGUGGUAUAAUCACACAGCCUGCCGAGCUUAAGCCUUUGAUGCAUGGAGAGGAAUAUUUUGGACGUAUGAAUUGCACUUGGAUUAUUAAAGCACCGCAAGGGAAGAGUAUACUUGUGCGCUUCGAGAAGUUCAUUCUAGAGUUUAGUACUAGUUGUUAUUUCGACAACGUCGCCGUUUACGAGGGUGAUACCGUUAGUCAUGACAAGCGAAUUGCUCUGAUUUGCGGUAACCUGACUGGUAAUUUACCAACAUUUAAAUCCGAUUCCAAUUCUAUGGUCGUUAACUUUAAUGCCGAUAAUUCGAGGCAUUUCGAAGGUUUUACAGCCAAGGUGCUGUUCACGACAAAUCCAGAAGGCGGUUGCGGAGGAUUAGUCAAUUUAACGUCGAUUCGAUCUAAAUCGUUCAGAACUCAACAGGCGGCGACUUAUCAACCAUUUGAAGAAUGUCAUUGGACUGUAGUAACAUCACCGGCCAAAACUAUAAUGUUUACAAUUAAUAGCAUAGAUAUUAAGAAUUCAAUUAAUAAUAUCACUCAACAUGAUAAAUGCAACGGUGAUUAUCUCGAGGUUCGAGAUGGCGGUGGACCUUAUGCCGAACUUAUUGGUCAAUUUUGCGGGCAUUCAGUGCCAUCUCCCAUAACGUCUACUUCAAACCAAAUGUGGAUUAGAUUUUAUACUGACGGCACUACUGAGGGUGCCGGUGUAACAGCCACAUUGGAUACUAAUGACGCAUUGUGCGGUUUAGGUACUCGAUUAGUAAACGAGACAACUCAUGUACUUACUUCGCCGAAUUAUCCAAAUACACAUUUAGCUGGAACUAAGUGUCGCUGGACCUUGAAAUUGGCCAAUGAAUACAGUGAUAGAAUGCGAAUUCGAUUUAUAGAUUUUGAUUUGGCGGAUUCCGACAAGUGUGAACAUGAGUAUUUAGAAAUUACUGAGCAUAAAAAAUACAUCAAUGAAGGAUUUGGAACAAACUUUAUUUAUAGUGGCAUAAGAACCCAUCCAAUUACCGUCGAGAUGGGUAGCCGUUUACCUUAUGCCUCGUACAGGUAUUGCGGCAGCGAAUUACCACACGAGUAUUACAGUUACAGUAACGAAGUCAAAGUGACAUUUAGAUCGUUGUCCAACGACCACAAGGGCUUUAAGCUGGGAUACAGUAAAGCGAAUUGCGAUCGAAAUUACACGAGCGAGCAGGGACGAAUCGUUCACAACGAAUUUACAAGCUGCACGAUCACGAUCACCGCCCCGGCAAACCAUACCAUUUCUCUGUACUUCAAUCAUUUCAGCAUUUACGACGCAGAGCAGUGCACGCGCAAUGCGUUGCAAGUACGCGAGGGUGACUCAAGUGGACCGCUUAUAACGACGUUGUGCAGCACGGCGACGCCAAGCCCGAUUUUCAGUACCGGCAACAAACUCACUUUGCACUCCUGGACCGAGAGCGCCAGCUCUUAUCAAAGUUACGACAUCAUUUACACAACCACGGAUGCAGGUCGUGGUUGCGGAGGGCGUAUAUUCAACUACGGUGGCAGAUUCACCUCGCCGUUGUAUCCUAAUACGUAUCGCAACAAUACCGUGUGCACUUGGGACGUGAGCGUACCGCGAGGCUUCAAGAUCAUUCUCGAGUUUCUUGUAUUUGACAUCGGCACGAGGAAGAACUGCGGCGGCAAUAAUCUCAAAGUUUACGACGUUGUCCCCAGCGGAGAACUUUUACAUAGCACUUACUGCGGUGGGGAUGAUCCAGCGAGACUCGAAAUUGAUACCAAUCGAAUUCUUGUUAAAUAUACUUCGACAGUUAAUAAUAUUGGAUCGGGAUGGGUUAUUGUAUUCAUGGCACAAUCGACUGUGCAUCCCAUCGACAUAAUGGACGGUUGGUAAAGGAGACAUCAAGACUGCAAAAAGUAACGUUUUUAAAUAUAUAAUUUAGUGACAAAAACAUCCUAAAAUUUAUGUGUAAUUUACUGUAGAUAGACGAAAUAAAUAAAUUUGUCUGUUA